Caenorhabditis elegans is the source of this 605-nucleotide messenger RNA. RefSeq names its product Peptidyl-prolyl cis-trans isomerase (gene cyn-12). Gene Ontology annotation, molecular function: isomerase activity; peptidyl-prolyl cis-trans isomerase activity. NCBI's taxonomy places the organism in Eukaryota, Metazoa, Nematoda, Chromadorea, Rhabditida, Rhabditidae. Gene Ontology annotation, cellular component: nucleus. The record is from RefSeq and is marked reviewed. Gene Ontology annotation, biological process: protein folding. The transcript is spliced from 3 exons. The coding region runs from base 4 to 513 and encodes 169 amino acids.
AAAAUGCCAGCUCCAAUCAACGAUCAAGCUCCGUACGUUAUUCUCGACACAACAAUGGGAAAAAUUGCUCUCGAGUUGUAUUGGAAUCACGCUCCACGAACUUGCCAAAAUUUUUCACAAUUAGCAAAACGAAACUAUUACAACGGAACUAUUUUCCAUAGAAUUAUUGCCGAUUUUAUGAUUCAGGGAGGAGAUCCAACCGGUACAGGCCGAGGUGGUGCUUCAAUUUACGGUGACAAGUUUUCCGACGAAAUUGACGAGCGUCUCAAGCACACAGGAGCUGGAAUUUUAUCUAUGGCAAAUGCAGGACCAAAUACUAACGGAUCUCAGUUCUUCAUAACUCUUGCACCAACCCAACAUCUCGAUGGAAAGCACACAAUUUUUGGACGAGUUGCCGCCGGAAUGAAGGUCAUUGCUAACAUGGGACGUGUUGACACUGACAAUCAUGAUCGUCCAAAAAUUGAAAUUCGAAUUCUGAAAGCCUACCCAUCAGAAUCGUCGGUUCUCUCAUAAACCUGCUUCACAAAUCAGGCUGUCGUGUCUUUCUUGUUGUUUUUUGUUCACAUUUUGAAUCAUCAGUUUUUUCCAAUGAAAAUAUGUUUUCC